AUUCAUAAAAAAGCCAUUUUCCCAGGCAGUGGUUGCAACAUCGCCGCGGAGGUAGCGAGCGGAGCUGACAGCGCGGAGCUGGCGCUGUGGAGCGCAGGGAGCCUUGCCGGUUCCUCCGGCCGGCGUCUGCGAGUACAGCGGCGGCUGACCUGCUCCGGCUCCGGGAUUUACACAGACGUGGGGCGAUGCUUGUGACCCUGCAGCUCCUCAAAGGCCCCUAGAAGCCUGUUUCUCCAUACAGUCCAGGACCUCCAGCCCCAUGGAGCCCCCGAUCCCACAGAGCGCCCCCUUGACUCCCAGCUCAGUCAUGGUCCAGCCCCUUCUUGAUAGCCGGAUGUCCCACACCCGGCUCCAGCACCCACUCACCAUCCUACCCAUUGACCAGAUGAAGACUAGCCACGUGGAGAAUGACUACAUAGACAACCCUGGCCUGGCCCCCACCACUGGCCCAAAGCGAACCCGGGGCGGGGCCCCAGAGCUGGCGCCGACGCCCGCGCGCUGUGACCAGGACGUCACCCACCACUGGAUCUCCUUCAGUGGGCGCCCCAGCUCUGUGAGCAGCAGCAGCAGCACAUCCUCCGACCAGCGGCUCUUAGACCACAUGGCACCACCACCCGUGGCCGACCAGGCCUCGCCAAGAGCUGUGCGCAUCCAGCCCAAGGUGGUCCACUGCAAGCCGCUGGACAUCAAGGGCCCGGCGGUCCCACCCGAGCUGGACAAGCACUUCUUGCUGUGCGAGGCCUGUGGGAAGUGUAAGUGCAAGGAGUGUGCGUCGCCCCGGACGUUGCCCUCCUGCUGGGUCUGCAACCAGGAGUGCCUGUGCUCAGCCCAGACCCUGGUCAACUACGGCACGUGCAUGUGUCUGGUGCAGGGCAUCUUCUACCACUGCACGAACGAGGACGAUGAGGGCUCCUGUGCUGACCACCCCUGCUCCUGCUCCCGCUCCAACUGCUGCGCCCGCUGGUCCUUCAUGGGUGCUCUCUCCGUGGUGCUGCCCUGCCUGCUCUGCUACCUGCCUGCCACCGGCUGCGUGAAGCUGGCCCAGCGCGGCUACGACCGUCUGCGCCGCCCUGGUUGCCGCUGCAAGCACACAAACAGCGUCAUCUGCAAAGCAGCCAGUGGGGAUGCCAAGACCAGCAGGCCCGACAAGCCUUUCUGACGGUUUGUGUCGAAGCCCCAGUGCUCCUCCUGGAAAUCUGGUUCUCUUCUGACAUCUGAGAAGACUGCAGCAAGCUCAGAGGUUUUAGCCUCCUGAGGCUGACCUUGCUAGUCUACCCACUCCCCACCCCCAGCUUCGGAAGAUACAGAGACCACCGCCUACCCUGUCUUCCCCAAGACGAUGAAGAAGCACUUUGGGGAUUUUUUUCAGGGUCCUGGAACUUUGUGUCAAACAGACAAUGCAGGGGGCAGGGUGUGGUUUGCGGCGGGUGGGGGGGGAUUUUUCUUUUUCAGAAGACGGAACACAGAUGUGGACACAUAUCCGGAAGCUGCAGCUGCUUGAAUGCCUUCCCAGCCCCUCCUUCUUCGUCCCCUCCUCCCUCCCUCUCUCUUUCCCUCUUCCUCUUUUCCAUCGUCUUUGGCUCUCACAGGAGCUGGCUGCUUGGGAGGAAUUAUUAACUGAGUACCAGGGUACCUUUAAAGAAGACCCUUGGAGUCUUCUAUACCUUCUUCUCCUCCCCCACCUCACUGUACCCCACUCUAUUCCUGAUGUCUUGGGGAAGGUAUAGAACACCCUAGCAGUUCCUAUUGUAUAUACUUGGGAGCCCACUGAGAACAGAGGACGGCCAGUGAGUCCAAGCCUCGUUCUUCUGCCUCCCCGGAGCAACAGGACGGAUUUAGGAGCCACUGCUCAGUGCACUUCUCCCUAACAACGCAUCAACUAACUCUUGGGGUGUUCCGCUCACCACACCGUCCUUCGGUUCUCACCGAGUCACAGACUCGCCUGCCCACUACAUGUCCUGGGUUCUCUCUACUCAGAUCCCUUCCAGAAACUUUAUAUGGGUAGACGAAGCCAGGGCGGCAAAAGCGAGACCAAAUAUCAUUUUGCCAAUGAGUCUGAGGCUGUGGUCUCUGGAUCCAGUCAUUAUGUUUUUAUAGAAUAAUUAAACCAGAUGCUAACGGUGUUUUAAAAAAAUAAUAAUAAAACAACUUGCUUCCUUUUGGGCCACCCCCAGGAAGGGCUGAUUUCAAAAUCUGGGGGCGAGCAACCUCAAGGAACACAAUUUCCCUCCCCACCAAGAAGAGGAUUUUAACAGCAAAGAAGAGAGGCAGCACCUCCCAUUGGCAGAAUGGCCACUGAGCCAGGCUGGGUUUGGGUUCCUUCUCUUCUGAUUCUGCUGCUCACUGUCAUAGCCUUUUGUGUAUAGUGAUGUGUCUGUAUCUUUCCUGUAAAUAGAGAGAUGAUGAAAAAAGAGUCUAUUUUAGUGUUAGGAAGCCCCAGCAGGGGAGUCGGAAGAGCUUGGAAGAGCUCAAGAGAGGGUAGGGGAAAGGUUUUUCCUGGGGCCACUGGGUUUGAGCCCUGCUUUUGUGCACAGCCACACCGCCCUCUCCCGACAGCCCUCAAAGACUGUAGCAACUCUUUCUCUCAAGGUGCUAAAGGACUCAGAAGGUGCAGCACGUCCAGUGGGUAGGUACUUGUUGCAUGCAAAAGCUGUAGUGUAUCUGGUCCUUCCUCCCCAGCUGUUGUGUGGGGUUUUUGCUUUGUGUGGUAUUUCGUUUUUCCCUCUAAUGAGAGGGCAUGGCCCGAGUCAGAAGAGCUACCACCCCAGGUGAAACUGGAAGCGCAUGAGGCAGAGCGUCCGUAGCAUUUCCAGUUUGUUCUGUAGGAACAGAGGUACCUCCAGGAAGGAGGCCACGAGGUAGGUAGCUGUGAUAGGCUUGCACCGAAUGCUUCUCAAGGACUUUUUUUUCCUUCUUGAAGACUAGUAGUAACAUCUUAUGAUUUAGAGUAAGUUAAUUGUAACCUUAGGUAUUUAUUGAUUGGAGGAAGGGAGGGUCAUAUUAUUCGACUUUAUUUAUGUAGCAUUUGCUAGCUUGUACAAGGCGAAUGUGAAAUAUUGCAUCUGCAGUUUCCAAGGCUGAUUCAUGUAGCUACCUUGCCACACGUUGUGAUGGAUGUAUGGAUGUUCUUGAACAUUUCAGAGGGAGUGGUAGAAAACAAGACACAUUUUCAGCCAACCACUUAAACAUGAAUUGAAUGUAUUAGAAGUGUACUGAAGGGACUGGAGAUGUUUCCCUCAGAUGAGGUGGCCCCAAAAUCGAUAGCACACAUGUGCACGCCUUCUGUGAGGCCUCAGAACUUUUCCGAGGGCCCCUCCCUCAAAUUCUCUCCAUGGGAAACUUGACCCAGUGGCAAGUUGCACUUUGGUGAUCUUGAUGGUCUACACACCCGUUCUGUGGAGAGUCGAUUUACAUAAGCUGUGUACACACACACACACACACCCCACACUGUCUACUGACAGAGACCCUAUUUCUGGCGAACGGCCUCCUGAACCCUGACUUUUUGUGUACAUACUUGUAAACACGGAUUUUUCUGGGUUUGGGUUUGCUUUUUCCUUUCUUCCCCUGCCCCUGUUAUAGAUUGUUCUUGGUUUGCUUUCAGCCUGCUUGAUGGAUGUCUGCAGAGCGCUCUCUGAGUUCACUUCAGUGCCCCGUGUGCUCUGUGGUCAUGGGAAGGAGCGAAGGAACCAUCCUUGGUUCUCCCAGCUUGGCUGUGUAGCAGUCCCUCAGUAUUGUUUUUCUCAGCUACUUGGCAAGAAUUUAAACACACACACACACACACACACACACACACACACACAGAGAGAGAAGAAUAAAGCUGGCUUGCCUGUGGACCCUCGGGCCAGUUGAGGGCCACUGAGAGACCCAGCACUCAGAAACACAACACACGUGUGUAGCUGCUUCUGGCUGAGUGUAUUUCCUGUCACCAAUGGCCUGUUCAGCUGGACGAUGUCUCGGCUUGACCUUUAUUGAAGAGUGCUGGUUGGUUCUCACCCCUGUUAAACCUGGGGUGGGUGGGGGUUCUGCCUUAACUCGAGGGGCAGCUGGGAUCCAGGACCCUUCUCCUAGGGGGCUUUGGCUGCCUGUGUCUAUGAAGGACAGCGCUCCAGCAAGCACCCUGGGAACUUUGCUUGGGUAGCAAAGCCCCCCAGAUAAAAAGAUGGGCACAGCUAAGGCUUUCCCAAGCAGGAAGGAGGUGAAGACCAAUCCCUUCCUUUGGUUCACACCCCCUCACCGCUGAGAUGGAAGACCUUGUAGGACAUGGCUGGUUCUUUCAGCCUUGUGGAAUCUGUCAAUCACCAUCAUACCUCCAGUGAGGCCCGGCUAGAUAAUGAUUUGUCUGAGAUGGCACACGUGGAGAGUGAUCUGCACCAGAACCCGGAUGACUGUCACCUUGAAUCGUCCUGUUCUCCUUCCCUGCUGUCCCAGGAAGUGUCUGGCGGGCGUGUGCAGCGCGGCUCUACACUGUACAAUUCACUGGGGCAUCCCGCGAGCCUCACCAGCCUUCUGGUUCAUGCCUUUGACAAGCAUUUUCAUGCCCUCUCUGCUUACUGUGACAGUUGAUGAUGAAUCUUGCGUUGCCAUUUUCUGCUGUGGGUAACUGCGUGCGGUGUCUUGCCUUGCUUUCUCUUCUCACUGUCCCACAGCUUGGUUUCAUGUUACAAACAGAAAAACUGUUCAAGGCUCCCACCCCGCCACAUCCCGACUUCAUUUCCCUCUUCACCAUAGCCCACCUUCGCCCCACCACAAAGUUACCACAGAAGGUUUUCUUUGUAUAGAAUAUUUAUUUUGAAGCUCUAUUUUAAUAGUAUUUAUUUUAGAAAGUCUACUAUUGUAAGAGUUCUUCUGUUUGUGAAGAAAAAAAGUUAAAAACUGAAUGUACUGAUUUAGAAAAUAUAUAUAAAUAUAUAUUGUUAAAUAUACAUGAGACUGCC
Molecule: messenger RNA, 4934 nt
Organism: Saimiri boliviensis boliviensis (Bolivian squirrel monkey)
Lineage: Eukaryota; Metazoa; Chordata; Mammalia; Primates; Cebidae
Gene: SPRY4
Product: sprouty RTK signaling antagonist 4
Biological process (GO): negative regulation of fibroblast growth factor receptor signaling pathway; negative regulation of Ras protein signal transduction; animal organ development
Cellular component (GO): membrane; cytosol
Source: RefSeq, a predicted model, not a curated record